CCCCUCCCCCAGGAGGUCACGAUCCCGGUGCGAGCUUCGCUCGGGCCGGCAGGGGAGGGGCCGAGGCCACGGCCACGGCAGUUGCUCGAGCCCUUGCAGCCUGAUUAUCACAUGACUGGACGGCGGCGGUAGCCGUGGCAGCAGCCGCGCCGGCUCUGCCGGCUCGCCGGGUGGGCUCAGUUCCGCUCACGCAGGAGUCGGGCGCAGAGGGCGGGGAAGGAACCUGCUGCCGCGGCGGUCGCCCAGUCGCUCCCGGAGCGCGCGGCGUCUCCCCGGGCCCGGCCGGCCCGCUCCAUGCCGCUCCGUUGCGGAAGUGUAGCGGGGGGAGGCGGCGGCGGCGGCUGCACGGAGCGCGGGAGGCCGGGGCCCGGCCCCCUGCAGCACUAGGCUCCGGGAGCCGCGCGGCGCGCCCCAGCGGCCCGGCUGCCCGUGCGCCCGGCGCCCGCCGCAGCCUGCAUGCCCCGCGCUGCGCUUCGUCCGGCCCCCGCCGCCGCCUCCUGCUCGCACCGCUGCUGCCGGGCGCCGGAGUAAUAUGCUCACCCGAGUGAAAUCUGCCGUGGCCAAUUUCAUGGGCGGCAUCAUGGCUGGCAGCUCAGGCUCCGAGCACAGCGGCGGCGGCUGUGGAGGCUCGGACCUGCCCCUGCGCUUCCCCUACGGGCGGCCGGAGUUCCUGGGGCUGUCUCAGGACGAGGUGGAGUGCAGCGCCGACCACAUCGCCCGCCCCAUCCUCAUCCUCAAGGAGACCCGGCGGCUGCCCUGGGCCACUGGCUACGCAGAGGUUAUCAAUGCCGGGAAGAGCACAUACAAUGAAGACCAAGCCAGCUGUGAGGUACUCACUGUGAAGAAGAAAGCAGGGGCCAUUACCUCAACCCCGAACAGGAACUCCACUAAGAGACGGUCCUCCCUUCCCAAUGGGGAAGGGCUGCAACUGAAGGAGAACUCGGAAUCAGAGGGCGUUUCCUGUCACUACUGGUCGCUGUUUGACGGUCACGCGGGGUCUGGGGCUGCCGUGGUGGCCUCCCGCCUGCUGCAGCACCACGUCACGGAGCAGCUGCAGGACAUCGUGGAGAUCCUGAAGAACUCGGCGGUCCUGCCGCCCACCUGCCUGGGCGAGGAGCCGGAGAACACGCCCGCCAACAGCCGGACUCUGACCCGCGCAGCCUCGCUCCGCGGAGGCGUGGGGGCCCCGGGCUCCCCCAGCACCCCGCCCACGCGCUUCUUUACGGAGAAGAAGAUUCCGCACGAGUGCCUGGUCAUCGGGGCUCUUGAAAGUGCGUUCAAGGAAAUGGACCUACAAAUAGAACGAGAGAGGAGUUCAUAUAAUAUAUCUGGUGGCUGCACAGCCCUCAUUGUGGUUUGCCUCUUGGGGAAGCUGUAUGUGGCAAAUGCUGGCGAUAGCAGGGCCAUAAUCAUCAGAAAUGGAGAAAUCAUCCCCAUGUCUUCAGAGUUUACCCCUGAGACUGAGCGCCAGCGACUCCAGUACCUGGCAUUCAUGCAGCCUCACUUGCUGGGAAACGAAUUCACACAUUUGGAGUUUCCGAGGAGAGUACAGAGAAAGGAACUUGGAAAGAAGAUGCUCUACAGGGACUUUAAUAUGACAGGCUGGGCAUACAAAACCAUUGAGGAUGAUGACCUGAAGUUUCCCCUUAUAUAUGGAGAAGGCAAGAAGGCCCGAGUAAUGGCAACUAUUGGAGUGACCAGGGGACUUGGGGACCAUGACCUGAAGGUGCAUGACUCCAACAUCUACAUAAAACCAUUCCUGUCUUCAGCUCCAGAGGUAAGAGUCUACGAUCUCUCCAAAUAUGAGCAUGGAGCAGAUGAUGUGCUGAUCUUGGCCACCGAUGGACUCUGGGAUGUUUUAUCAAAUGAAGAAGUGGCAGAAGCCAUCUCUCAGUUUCUUCCUAACUGUGAUCCAGAUGACCCUCACAGGCUGGCUUGGUUUUGCUUACCAGCCCACCUCUCUCCAUGGCAACAAAUCUGCCCUCCAGGGAGCAGUAACCCACGGACAGUGUUGUCGCUGGGCAGGUGCACACCAGGUACACACUGGCAGCUCAGGACCUGGUGAUGCGUGCCCGCGGUGUCCUGAAGGACAGAGGAUGGCGGAUAUCUAAUGACCGGCUGGGCUCAGGAGACGACAUUUCUGUAUAUGUCAUUCCUUUAAUACAUGGGAACAAACUUUCAUGAAAACGGCCCAGAGGGUUGGGAGGACAACAGGGGAGAAAACUGGGACAUGUCUUGGCAGGGCAGAACUGGGAAGUGCCCCAGCAGAGUUCCAGGUGAUGCAACCUCUUCCCAGGCCAGGUGGGGGAUUUGCUGCCGAAGGCUACUGGCUGUACUUCUGGGGGACCCUUAGAUUUCAGUUUCCUCUUUAGUAACAGGUCUGGAUACUCAACAAGAGCAAAACAUAAAGGCUGCUACUGAGUACUGUGUUUCUUUUGGUUCCUUUAAUAGGCCUCCUAGGUGGCCACCACCUAAUUUUGGGCACACACAUCAUAUUUAUUUGGAGUAGCUGGGGCAGCCAUUUUCAGGUGUAACUGGCAGGAGAUUCUUCGGCCUAUCAAGCUGCCAGCUUCUCUACGGGUUAAAAGUGCUGCAUUGGAAAGUUGGGGAUCAUGUCUCAGAAAGUGUAAACACCCAUCUUCUAGUAAGCCUGAGAUUUAUUUCAGGGAAUGCUGUGUGUGUGUGUCCCUCUCUUCAUUCUUUCGUGGUUAUGGUGGGGAGAAGCAGGGAUUUUUUUCUGUUUGAUAUUCCUUGAAUCUUAAUUGUUUCCCUUCCAUAAAACAGGCCUGGGACUUUCCAGCUCCUUGCUGAGGAAUUUGUAUGUCAAAGUGCAGCCCAGGCUGUCCCCGUAUCCUGUAGCCCACACCACCCAGGCAGCCUUCUGGAUCAGUGCCCUGGCUGACAGAGCACUGUCUUUGUUGUGUAACAGUUUGUUCCCGGGUUGCGUUUUCUCACCAAAUCAGUGUGUUCUCAUGAAAAUAUGGGUGUUUCUUUAAACCAACAGUUUCUCUGUUGUUUUCAAGGGUCCCCCUUUUGUGGCUAGAGAUUUCUCUGAGAAUCUAGGUUUUCAUUUCUGGUCUUAUCGGCCCUCCCCACCUGCUGUGCCCUGGGGACGCAUGUAAAGCAGUGUUUAAGAGAGCAGUACAGGAAGCUCCAUGUAUCAUUCAGUUCACCAUACCUCAUGUGAUGACCAUUCCUCCAUUUUGGAUCCAGGUUCUGUGGACUGUGACUGUUCGCAGGGCCACCCCACAACAGUAAGUAUCUGCAUCCCGUCAAGGAGCGGCAGUCCUCCUUCCCCUCGUCUUUGGGCAAGACCCACUCAGAAUAGCCUUUUGAUAAAAGCGAAUUUGAAUUGAGUUGACUGGUCAUCCUCAUGCUGUGCACCCCAUUCCUUCUCCUUGGAAUCACGUCCCAGCAACUGAGGACCCCAGUUCCCACAGAUGCUCCACUUCUGAGUGUUCCUUACAAGAGCUGAAGAAGCAGUGGACAGCAGAUCUACCUGUUGCUUCCCUGCUGGGAGGAAUCACAAAGUAGUGUUCUAGAAAUCACUUCUCUCUCAGGCAGACGACUGCCCUGCACUGAGCGGCCCUGUAGAGCGACGUCCCAUUACUGAGUCUUCUUCCCGCACACUUCCUGUGGUAUCAUCACCAUCUUGACAGUUCUGCGUAAUGAAAACAUUCUUCCCACCCCACAAAGAAAAAUGUCAUUGACAUGAUUCCCUGAACUGCUGGAGAGCCACUUCGAGUUCGCAUGUUUGUUGAAUCCCUUCCCCAGAGGAGAGGACAGGAACCUUUCCUCCAGGAUAGUUAAUCACCUUCCUGGAGUUGUAGAUAUUUUAUUAGGAAAGGCCUAGAGCCUCUCUACUCAGGAAUGAACUCAUUCCACCAUGUGGAAAGGAUGCCCUGUCUGGCAGGUGAGGUACUAUGGGAAUUCACGCAUCAGCUGUUCGCCAAAAUGUUGCCCAGGGAGAAUCGGAUUACUACCUUGUCAGGGGGUCCUCUUCAUCUGACAGCCUCCCUCCUCCUCCAGUAGAUCUUAGCUACCCCAGAUGUCUCUGUGGGGACAAGUUUGUGGUAAACCAUCUGCUUCUCUGGCAGAAUGUGAUGCUAUGAGACAACAUGCAGGUACCCUACAGCAGUGUCAUCCGCUUUCUGUUCCUGCCCCGACUCAAAGUCUUGUACAAAUUGGAAACAAGAAGGUUUUUUUUGUGGGACUCUGAAUGGCCGACUUUGGGAAGCUGCCCUCACAGGCAGUCACCUCUUUCUCAUGUUCCCGUUAUCUUUCAUCUGUUUUCUCUCCUGGGCUUCUAUGUUGGUCCGACCUUGAGCUUUUCUCGUUUUAUUCGAGCCACCAGAGUCUAACUUUGGGUGUAGAUGUCAUGACAGCCUUCUACUCAAUUCACCAAUUCAUUUACUGCCAAGAAAUGUCUCAGGAAAAAUUCUAGAAACAAACCCCCCCAACCCCAACUUUUCAAUUCAUCCUAAAGUCUUGAGCAUGUAGUCCUGCUGGUUUUAGUUAGAAUGGUAUCCAGGAAUUCUUUUCAUAAGGCUCUUUGGUGGAAAGAUCUUAGUAAAAGCUGAAGCCCUAUUUCUGUUUGGGGGAUGGGAGGGACAUUACAAACGAGGUGAAUAAAUCAUAUGUGGAAAAAGUGAUUUUUUAAUGCCCAUAGCAGAUCUGCCCAGCACUGAUAUUGCUCUGUGAAUUGAGCUUACUCUGUUUGGCCUUAUUUUUCACCCAGGCCCCAUGCCAUCCCAUCCCACAGCAGUAACUAACUGUGUCUACAUAACAGGGUCGGCCCUUGGAGCAUUCCUGGAAAGGUCAAAAGGCAGUACGCUCAAAGUUCUGAAGAACAUAUUUAUAAGCGGUUCUGAAAUCUUGUGUAUCUGACUUAUAGCCACAUCUGCUUGUCCUAAUAGUCUCAGAGGAAAUCUUGUUUAAUAAAAAGCUUUCGAUUUCCUAGUCAGGCCUUUAUGGUUGCCUUGGGGUGUGUGUGGCCACUUCCUCUAAUGAAAGGCUCUUUGAGUUCUAAAUCUCUUUGUUGGGCUGGACCCUGCUCUUUGGAAUAUUUGGGGACAGUCUUUUCCUGGAAGAGAACAAACUCACCCUCCAUCCACACCCUGCAGCAUUUUGCCAGGCAACAGCCAAACCUUUGUUCUCAUGACACCUGUGGUCAGAGGUGGACUGUCUUCUGCGGUGGUUAUGCUCACCUAACGGUGGUUCUCGGGUGGGAAGGGAGAGGUGAAAAUCGGGCGAGGCCGACUACUCGGCUGUGUACUAGGACAAAGCCACGGAAAGUGGCCAUUUCAGUUACUUCCCACAGUAAACAGCUUUGGGGAAUUUGGAGUGUUUAAUUUUUUAAUUCUAGCAACUUCACCUCUUCAGCGCUGUGUGCUCACCUUUUUCUUACUCCUGAGUAUCCAUUUACUUCUUGGGAACAACUACAGUUGUAGGUAGAUAUUGGUGGGCGGAGAUGACUGUCCCGGUACCUGAAUUUGGCCUCGGAUCUUGGCCAUUAGGAUAGGAUUUUCAGUUUACCCAGAGCACUAGCAUGGAAACACUUGGAAAAAGACUCCCACAUCUUGAAAAUUCUGACUCCCCUCUUGACUGCACCUCCUUCCUCGUCUGCCAGUUAUUUUUUUUUUUUUAACAAGGCCAAGAGUAGCCAGUGGUUUCUUUCCACCACAGUUUGAGGAUCUAACCUUUCCUUAAGUGACCCCACAGCCCCACGCUCUUGGAGGGAAUAUGUUAAGCUUUUAUGAGAUUCUAUUUUCAGUAAAUUACUGCUUCGGGACACUUGGAGAAAGCAGUGAGAGUCAUUGUCUAUGCAAAGAACAACCAGGCUGACACUAAAAUUUACCAGAUGUAAGAAAAGAGUAAAACUGUAUCUGGCCGCAGGACAGAAUUUUAUGUUAGAAACUUGGGUUUUUGAGGGCUUUACCAUUGUAGAGAAACGCCGGGAGUCUGCAUACCAUAGCCCACCAUGAACAGACGUCAGUUCUGUGGGUGAUGUGGUGUCUGUGUGCACACUGCAAUAUUUCAAAGGACACUACCUGAGCAGACUGACUUGCCUCUUGUGUGAGCACUGAGGCAGCUCUUCGUGAGAUCCGAGUGCCCGUCUGCAGACUACUGCUCUUUCUAAUCCAUGAUGUUAUAUGUAAAUAGCUUUAAUUGUUCCUUAAUUGCGUCUUAGAUGAAGUUCUGUUCACGUAGCAACCAGGUAGACAGUGACCAAAUGAGGCUGUAAAAUGUGCUGUUGUUUUCUACUGUGAUGUACUUGAAGGACAGCCCUGUGUCCCCCAAUCUUUCAAUCUUCCAUCGUAUUUUGUGUUUGGGGAAUCCUCAGGUUAUUCUCCAUUUCUGUUUUGCCUCCAUUUUCUUUGCUUCUUCUGGAGACCCAGGGAGGCCCACAGUGGAGAUCAUUUGUAAGAAAUGUAUCACGGUCUGGGUUUCCAACAACGUCGUAUGUACAGUGAAUGAGAGGAAUCUGCCUGAAAAUGGUUUCAGAACCAAGUACCUUUAUGCUUUGUGAUUGUGAAACCUUGACUUUUGUAACCCAAAAAAUGAACACUGUUUAGUAAAGGGGAUCUAUUUUGUGUGUUUUGAAACUUAGGUGCAAUGUUCCCUGGACAAAGCUAAAGAAAUGUAUAUGCUCAAUGACAUUUUAAAAUAAAGUAUUAUAUAUAUGUAUAUAGGA
Molecule: messenger RNA, 6694 nt
Organism: Felis catus (domestic cat)
Lineage: Eukaryota; Metazoa; Chordata; Mammalia; Carnivora; Felidae
Gene: PPM1H
Product: protein phosphatase, Mg2+/Mn2+ dependent 1H
Exons: 11
Coding region: 533-2065 (510 amino acids)
Biological process (GO): protein dephosphorylation
Molecular function (GO): protein serine/threonine phosphatase activity
Source: RefSeq, a predicted model, not a curated record